CAAGGAUAUAUUUUUACUUCAGAUCUAUUUCUCUUUGUUCAAAAAUUGGUUCAAACAGUAACACAGAGCUUUUAAAGCUGGCAGCUUUCAUUAGUCUUUCAGAUUUCCACCACGAUUACUGCUGCUGCAGACUCAUCCUCAUCCGACUGACAAACUUCAAGAAAGGUCUCAAGACAAUAAUGGAGAAAAUUACUACUGCACCUUCCUAUCACAUCAAUACAACAGACGUAUACUGGUUUAUCGACCAGUAUGCUGAGCUGAGACAGUCUCUCCACAUCAUGUCUCUCAUUGUUUACUGCCUGGCCUUUGUUCUUGGUGUGCUCGGUAAUGGAGUGGUUAUCUGGGUGACCGGGUUCAAGAUGAAGAAAACUGUUAACACAGUUUGGUUCCUCAACCUCGCUUUGGCCGACUUCCUCCUCACAGCAUUUUUGACCCUGAGUGUGACAUACAUGGCUAUGGACUUCCACUGGCCUUUAGGCAAGUUCAUGUGCAAACUUCACAGCACUAUGACCUUUCUGAACAUGUUUGCCAGUGUCUACAGUCUGGUGGUGAUCAGUGUGGACAGAUGUGUGUCUGUGGUGUGGCCCGUCUGGACCCGGAACCAUCGAAGUGUACGCAAGGCGUCCUUUGUGAGUCUGGGUGUUUGGGUUCUGGCUCUGAUUCUCAGCGCUCCAUACUUCAUCUGCAAGGACACUGGGCCAUCAUAUGACAAUGACGACAUCAUCUACUGCUUCAACAACUUUGCUUUUUCUGAUGACUAUGAAACACCAUCUGUGAAUCAGCUGCGACAGUUUCGUUAUCAGGCCAUGACCAUCACCCGCUUCCUCCUGGGAUUUGUUGUUCCCUUCACUGUCAUUGUCUCCUGUUAUGCUGUGAUAAUCCAUCGUCUCAGAAGAAACCGUACCCUGGCCAGCCAAUCAAGUCGCCCCUUUAAGAUCAUCGCUGCAGUUAUCACCACUUUCUUCCUCUGCUGGUCUCCUUAUCACAUCAUGGCUUUAAUUGAGUUGGUGAGUUUAAUACCUUAUUAUCAAAGUGAAACAUUAAACUAUGUCACCACUGUCGGAGUCCCUAUAGCAACCAGCCUGGUCUUUAUCAACAGUUGCCUGAACCCACUGCUGUAUGUGUUCAUGGGCCAAUAUUUCAAGUCAAGUUUUCAAGUCCGCAAAUCCAUUCUGAAAGUAUUGGAGACUGCAUUCCAGGAAGAGGUUAUCGGCUCUCACACUGAAAAAAAGUCAGUGGACACAAGUCGGGGUACUGAGAAGUCAGUUAGUACUGAAGUAUAAGGCUGUCCAUGACAAGAAGAAACAAAUACUGAAACUGUAAAUAACAAAUCAUUUUGACUCAAAAUGUAUGUCAAAUUAAUUAUUUUUUUCUUUUGUUGUCUUUAUACAUGGCGAGCUGUAAACAUUAUCUGAGAUUGAAGCUUUCCACUGAUGUAGUUUGAUUAAUGUGAUCGAACUGAUCUGGUAUCAAAGUGUAGGCCUACCACCUUUUAACUACGCCUACAGCAUUCACAACCUGAUGGUAAUAUUGUACAAUAAGUUGUUAUGCCUUCUGUGAUCUAAAUCUUUGUUGAAUAAGGUGUGGGAUGUUUUUAGUCACACAGUUCUGUUAUUAGCUGAGAAUCACAGCAAUGCCCCAGGGACGUUGCCCGGGCAACAUUAACCCAUUUGCCCUGAUUAGCUCAGCUGCCCCUCUGGGGAAAUAGCCUAAAUAAACUUUUCUUUCUUUUUUUCUUGUUUGCUGUUUUGGCUGCAUUAAUACAACAAUCAUUAGUAAAGUUAAAUCAAAUUAUAUCACCAUUUCAUCCAAUCUUGGUUAAUUUAUAUUGCCCUUAGCGAUGCCCUCUGCCCCCAGUCAUGUGACUUUGUUUAUUCUCACACACGUAGCACCGCCACAGACGAUUUAGAAGUUACAGGAAAAAUAGUAGUAAAAUACUUUUACUAGCUGAAAUAUGGGAUGGUAAGGCCAGAUAACUGGUUCACAAAGGCUUAAUAAUGUGUUUUAAUCAGAAUCAGAAUAAUAACAAUAUAUAUAAACAAAAAUAUUUAUUGUGCCAAAUAAUAACAAAGGUUAUCUCAAUCAGAAUCCAUGAGUGAAGCCAAAGUCUAUGAAAAGUCAACUGGCCGCACUAGAGUGUUCAGUUGUCUUGUGUGUUUUUAGUAGUGAAAAGUAGGCUAUACUGUGUAAGUUCAUUCUGAUUCAAUAAUUCCAUUUAAGAUGAGGCCCUAACAGAAGGCUCCAGACCAGAGAGUGAGCGAGAGUAUCAUGCAACAAAUCAGACAGGGCCCUCCGAAUGUCUGUGCACAUCCCUGCCUCAGGGGAUUGUAAAAUGCCAUUUUCUGAACAAAAGAACCCAGCAGUUGUUUCUCAAUAGGUAUUACAUGAGUUCAUGGUUAAAUUUGUGUAACACGAGUGAGCUUUGUUUUUUACCAUCUGUCACUUAAGCAACAGAUUGUGAUUGCCAUGUUCUUGCCGGUAUUAGAGCUGAAGUUCUUUGCCCGAACCCGACGGUCGGGUCCCGUUCGGGCUUAAUUUCUAUUAUUUUUCACGG
Molecule: messenger RNA, 2554 nt
Organism: Perca fluviatilis (European perch)
Lineage: Eukaryota; Metazoa; Chordata; Actinopteri; Perciformes; Percidae
Product: chemokine-like receptor 1
Exons: 2
Coding region: 180-1283 (367 amino acids)
Biological process (GO): positive regulation of cytosolic calcium ion concentration; inflammatory response; phospholipase C-activating G protein-coupled receptor signaling pathway
Cellular component (GO): plasma membrane
Molecular function (GO): complement receptor activity; G protein-coupled receptor activity
Source: RefSeq, a predicted model, not a curated record